GAGCAUACUCGCCGAUGGCGCCGCCGCCGCCCGUGCACCAGCGCAAGUGGUUCUGCAAGCACUGCGUGCACGAGCGCACUGGGAAGCCAUUCCUCAACUUCGCCGAGAACAAGCAGUGCCACCAGUGCAAGCGCUCGAAGGGCCAGUGCUUCAACGGCUACGUGGCGCUCAAGGAGCCGUCGACGUCCACGCGUCAGCGGACUGGUUCGGGCAAGGGUUCCGAGCCGCCGUGGUCGUCGGCCGAGGUGCAGAAGCUCUCGGCCCAGGUCAAGCAGCUGCAAGAGCAGCUCAAGCAGGCCCGCAAGCCGCCGGACACCGUCAUCAUCGACGCGGACGGCGAGGGGGCGCCCGACUUGCGGGCCACUCGGGUCCGCCUCGCCGAGGUCGAGAAGGAACUGGCUGCCGCCAGGAGCUUCUCGGGGGCCGCGUGGGAGAGCCUGGCCAAACAGCUGGCGACUGAGCAAUCGCAGCUGCAACAGGAGCUGCUGGCGGCCAGGCCUCAGAGCCAGCAGAUGCGCAUCCUCCUUCGCCAGAUUGAGGGGGCCGAGCGAGGCCUUCAGAAAAGCCGCGAUUCUCUCGAAGCCUCGCAGCGGAAGGUCGUGGAGAUGCAGGCGGCCAUCCAGAAGGAGAAGGCUGCCAUCGUGCAGCAGGAGGCCGAGUUGGCGGACUUCCGGCGUCAGCAGGUGCUGCUGGUGGCCGCGUCGCCGCAGCCCGCGUCAAUGGAUGAGUGCCCGACGCCUCCCCAGGCAGUCCCCGUCCUUCAGCUUGACACGGACAAGCUUGCGGCGGUGCUUGACGGGCUCGGCGUCCAGGUGCCUGACCAGACAUCCAUGGUGCAGAGUCUGGCGCAGCAGCUGCCCCAGUGCACGGCCCAGCGGAUGGUGCAGCUGGUGCCCAGCAGCGCCCCUGGGGGCGGCGGCGGAGGGGCAGGCUCGGCGGCUGCCGGCCCGCCGCCAGUCCCUGCUGCCCCGGCCAUCUGGUCUGACGUCGGCGAGAUGCGGCAGCGGCUCGCCGAGGCUGGGGUCCAGGUCCCCGAGUCCGACGAGGGCGUGCAGCUGGCCUUUGAGAGGGGCCUGCGGGUGCCGCUCCUUUCUAGCUUGAUGCGCCUCGUCGUCAUGAUGGCUACGGUCUUUCCGAUUCUCGGCAGCAGCCCAGCGGCUGCGAGCACCUUCCCAGCAGUUGACGGUGCACCAGAUCAGAUGGCGCGCAGUCUGAUGGGCUCUGCCGCGUCGUCGCCGUUUGUCUACUUCGUGCGCCGCUCUGACCUGCAGGUGGUCGGGCUCGAUCGGAGCCCCGAUGUCAGCUGGGUGUGGCUGCGCGGCUCCUGGUGCUCGGCGGCGGCUUGCCCGGCAGCCCCGCCGGAAGCGGCCCGCCGGGCGGCCUUGGCAGUGCUGCCCGGCGGCUCUGGCGGCCUCCCCAGCGAGCCGGAGCGGGCGCUGCCGAAGCCGCUGCUGGCGCUGCCGCGGCCGCGCGGCGCCCCGCCGAGCCCUGUGCAGGCGCCCCCGGAGGCGGCGCCGCGGCCGGUGACCUUCUCGGCGCUGCCGAGGGGCCUCCAGGCGGUGGCGGUCGAGGCGUCGGUCCCCGCUCCCCCAUCGCAGCUGGAUGGAAGCGCCGCUUCGGCGGCCCCGUUGCUGCUGGAGCUGGACUCGUUGGUGCCAGCUACUCGGCCCCUGUCGUUGGACGCCCUGACCGUCGGCACAGUCAAUGGCGACACUUGGGCGGGGGCCAGGGCGGUGGGGGAAUGGCUGCAGGCCAGAGGGAGGCGGCCCGACAUCCUGUUCGUCCAGGAGACCAGGUUUUUCGACGCGGAGGCCGUCGGCUCCGCUCACCAAUGGUGCGCCAGGCAGGGUAUGCAGCUCGCCCAGGGGCCUGUUCAGCGCACUGGGGCUGGCCGCAUGGCGGUCUCAGGCGGAGUCGGCAUUGCG
This is a messenger RNA of Prorocentrum cordatum, 1925 nucleotides long. The record is from the annotation of a GenBank genome assembly. Lineage: Eukaryota; Dinophyceae; Prorocentrales; Prorocentraceae.